AUGAGUGGCAGGACUCACGACGACCCUGAAAACCCGCCUCUGCACCAAUCACUUUUCCCCGCGCACGUCCGAGCGAGGGAUGCGGCGGAACCAUCGGCGGGAAUCGCGGGGCCGCGCGGAGAAGAGCUGCAAGUGGCGAGACCAGUAGAAGGACCAGCGGCGCCGGGGCAAGGAGCGGAAUGUCCAGAGGCGGAGAAAGUGGGGGGAAGCGGAGGGGGAAGAUGGGGCCGCGCUGAGCUGUCAGCGGCGGAGAAUAGCGCAGUGCCCGCGGUAAGGGGCGCGAGCGGCGGAAGGGGAACGCACGGCGGAAGGGGAGCGGGUGGCGGAAGGAAGCGGCGGAAGCGGAUUGCAGUGGCGCGCACAGUCCUGGGAUGCGCGUGCGCGCUGCUGGCGCUUCUGGGGGUUGCGCUGAUGGCGCGGAGGGGGGAAGACGGCGGAAUCUCGGGCGCGUGGCUCGCAGCCGAACCUCUGCUGGUCCACCCCUCUCUGGAGCCCUCCCCUCUGCUGCUGCGGGGCCUGGGUAGCUUUACACCCGAGACUGAUAUGCGUAAGGUGGAGCAAGUGCGAAGAGAAAGCACCUAUGUCCCACCCGUUGUUCAGCGCAUUUAUAUUGACAUUUCAGGAGCCAGCAUGACAUUCAAGGAUGAAAUUCAGGUCCCGGACCCCAUCCAUGCUUUACCACCGGAAGAGCAGCAGCUGCUGCUGAGGCUGGCGGAACUGGCAGAGAGGGAUGAGGGGGAGGGGGAGAGUGAGAAACGGGAGGGGGAGGGGGAGGGGGAGGGGGAGGGGGAGGGGGAGAGUGAGAAACGGGAGGGGGAGGGGGAGGGGGAGAGUGGGGAAAUGGAAGGGGGGAAGGAGGAGGAUAGUGGGGAACAGGAAGGGGAGGGGAAGGGGGAGAGUGAGAAACGGGAGGGGGAGGAAGAGGAGGAGAGUGAGAAACGGGAGAGUGGGGAAAGGAAAGGGGGGAGGGAGGAGGAAAGUGGGGAACAGGAAGGGGAGGGGAAGGGGGAGAGUGGGAAACGAGUGGGGGAGGAAGAGGAGGAUAUUGGGGAAAGGGGGAAGAAAAUUGAGGAGGGGGAGGUGAAAGGGGAGAAGGCAGAGGAGGAAGAUAGGGAAAGGGAGGAGAGUGAAAUCGAUGUGAAAAGGGUGAAUGAGGAGGAGGCAGAGGAGGAAACGAAGGGAGAAAGGUGGAAGGGGAGAAAGGGAAGGCAAGAGGAAGAGGAGGCGAAUGAGGAGGAGGAGGAGGAGGAGGAGGAGGAGGAGGAGGAGGAGGAGGAGGAGGAGGAGGAGGAGGAGGAGGAAAGGACGGAAGCAGCAGGGCUGAGGAAGAAGAGGGCAGUGGAGGAAGAGGAGGGAAGUGGUGGAAACGAGGAGGUGAAAGAGGGAGAAGAAACUAAGGGAGUGGAAUAA
Closterium sp. Naga37s-1 is the source of this 1410-nucleotide messenger RNA. The record is from the annotation of a GenBank genome assembly. Lineage: Eukaryota; Viridiplantae; Streptophyta; Zygnematophyceae; Desmidiales; Closteriaceae.